AUGUCUUACAACCCGAUACCGUUUGACCACACGUACAUUGUGUACGAUCCUUCGGAUGUGGUAUCUACGAUAUGCGUGCAAUUUUCCCUUUUGCCAGUUUAUAUUAUGGUGUUCUACACGUCGUGGUUUCUAAUCACCAGAGAAAUCGAGCCGGUUAUAGUCGUGGGAGGUCACUUGCUCGGUGAAAUUAUCAAUAAAAUCAUCAAACAUAUCGUCAAGCAGCCCAGGCCUGACUUCCAUAAGGAGUUUGGUGCUGGUUCCUAUGGGUUAACUUAUGGUAUGCCCUCUGCCCACUCACAGUUUAUGGGUUUCUUUGCUGCGUACUUCAUGUUGAAUGUGUGGUAUAGAGUUCCCUUACGAAAGCACUACAAAGUGGGCGCAAACUUGAUCUUAUCGGGCUGUGCGGUCACUGUGGCAUUCUCAAGAGUAUACUUAUUAUAUCACAAUAUCCCUCAAGUAGUUGUGGGUGUGAUGGUGGGGAGUACCUUUGGAGUGUUCUUCUUCCUAGUAGUGAGCAUAGCAAGGGAGAUCGGAUUGGUGGACUGGGUGCUAGGCUGGCCCGUGGUACGUCUGUACUAUGUCAAAGACUCAUACUACCAUUGUUACCAGACGUUUGCGCAAGAGCAUCGUCACUAUCGUCAGCUUCGAGCCAGCAAGUAG
Molecule: messenger RNA, 660 nt
Organism: Sungouiella intermedia
Lineage: Eukaryota; Fungi; Ascomycota; Pichiomycetes; Serinales; Metschnikowiaceae
Source: the annotation of a GenBank genome assembly